Messenger RNA from Amblyraja radiata (thorny skate), 1632 nucleotides. It is a transcript of the gene m1ap, whose product is annotated as meiosis 1 associated protein. Lineage: Eukaryota; Metazoa; Chordata; Chondrichthyes; Rajiformes; Rajidae. The record is from RefSeq and is a predicted model, not a curated record. The transcript has 9 exons. Bases 1 to 1632 code for a protein of 543 amino acids. Gene Ontology annotation, biological process: spermatogenesis; male meiosis chromosome separation; meiosis I.
AUGUCGGAGAACAGGAACAGCUUUAAUAAUAAAGCCAACUCUGCUAUAAUGACGAGGCAGCCAUCUCGAAUACUUGUGGUGGAUGUUACACCUCCUUUCUGGGCAGACGUUUGCUCCAAUCUCUGUGAAUCCUUAGAAAACUUCUUUGCUUUAGCCUGCAGCUUGGGUGGGUCAUGCCGCCUGCCUCUCUUCAGUCUUUACGUGGUUCACAAUCAACAGGAAUGUCUUCUCCCUUUUGUGCAAGUGAAAGGAAAUUUUCUCAAGCUGCACUCAUGCAUAUCAGAACUGAGAUCAAUGCCAAAAGAAGGAUGUUUGCGUGAAAAGCCAGGCUCGUUAAAGCACGCUGUGGAGGAUGGCCUCUUACAGUUUAAGCAGUACAUGAGGCACGUGACUAUAGGUGGAUCACUGAAUAGCUGCACAGUGGAGAUUACAGUACUUACCAGCCAGCCUGGAAAACAAGUGGUGAAGCAGCUUGAAUCAGGUCUCAGCGAGACUGAUUUAGUCAGUGUUAGGCGCUUACAGGUACUGCAUGUAUCCAGAUGCAAUACAAUGGAAUUGAUGGACAUGCCUUGCAGCACACAGUCUGUCCCAUCUGAUCAAGAAAGCAACUCUGAUGAUUGCUCCAUCCUGGGGACAGAUAUCGACCUGCAGACAAUUGGAAAUGACACAGUCAGUCUGGAUAGUUUCUUCAAGAGUUGGUUGCACAACCAUGAAACAGAUAAGGAACAUCUCCAUUUGUUGCUUCCAGAUACACGUCUUCCCAGAUCUGCAGAAAGAAGUAAUCAAAGAACUUGCCUGAAAUGUGAUGUUCAGGAGCGAAUCAUCAGUCCUGCCCUCCUUCCUGGAUCUAUUGACUUCACUGAGAGAACCGAGAGUCUCAAAGACAUCCAAAAGAUUAACAAAGCAGCAAAUUCAGGAGCCCUCCAGUACAAACUCCAAGUUAUAAAAGCUCUGAAGUCAGAUGGUGUCUGUGAAUCCGUAUUAUAUGGGCUUCCACUUAUCAUCAGACCCACAAACUGCUGGAAGCUAGACUGGGAUGAAUUGGAAUCAAACCACCAAAACUUUCAUGCUCUCUGUCACACCUUGAAGAAAAGAGACUGGAUACUUCUCGCUCGUUCUGAACCUCAGGUUAUGGGAACUACAUGGUCUGUUCACGUUGACUGCUAUUACGUCAUACUGCCGUCGACCACUCUGACCCUCUUGGUGAGGCCAGUGGCGGUACAGGAGCUCCUUUUACCCUGUGAUCUUCCUUUCAGAUUUGACGAGCCACCCGAAGCAGCCCUAAGUAAAAUAGAGGAGAUAUUGGAUGGACUUGAUGUAGAAUCGACAUAUAACCCAUUGAGACUGAAAAGUAAUCUGUAUAAGCAUCUCAGAGGAACUUUAGUUAAAACUCCCUAUCGUCAGCAACCAAAGCAAGUGCAACGAAGAGAACAACAUCAUCCUGAACAGCUGCACAGACAGCAACAGCACAGGCCAAACCAGACUAAAAUGAAAGCUACAGUGGCUCCCCUCCCGUUAGUCCGUCAGCCCACCAAUCAGUCUAGGAACCUCAGGCCUACAUUAUCUGUAAGCACCUGUUCUUAUAGAACCGCCACCUUUUCAGAUGAAGAUGAGUUUUUGUCAGGCUUAUGA